AUGGUCGCCAUCAACAGUAUCGCCUCCAGCGACCAAUACUUGAUAGAAGGGCCUCGUCGUAGUGAUGAAUCGAAGUACAUGUUGCGAAUGCCAUCUGACGAGCUCCCUCCGAUGGAUAAUAGCUACAGACAUCACAACCCGCACACCACUAGCGGGGUAUCUAUACCAGAGGAUUGUGGUUUCAUAUUACCAGUUUCUCGCCUCUCUACCUACGGAAACCUCAUGCCUAUUCUACAAGCACAGGGCAAUGCUCAGACUGAGGCUUACGACGACGAAGGACCAGGCGAUAAUACAAGACUCGCAACUACGGCUUGA
Molecule: messenger RNA, 315 nt
Organism: Glarea lozoyensis ATCC 20868
Lineage: Eukaryota; Fungi; Ascomycota; Leotiomycetes; Helotiales; Helotiaceae
Exons: 1
Coding region: 1-315 (104 amino acids)
Source: RefSeq, a predicted model, not a curated record